Folsomia candida is the source of this 3428-nucleotide messenger RNA. RefSeq names its product replication factor C subunit 1 (gene Gnf1). The record is from RefSeq and is a predicted model, not a curated record. Gene Ontology annotation, biological process: DNA replication; DNA repair. Gene Ontology annotation, cellular component: nucleus; DNA replication factor C complex. The transcript is spliced from 9 exons. NCBI's taxonomy places the organism in Eukaryota, Metazoa, Arthropoda, Collembola, Entomobryomorpha, Isotomidae. Bases 156 to 3320 code for a protein of 1054 amino acids. Gene Ontology annotation, molecular function: DNA binding; ATP binding; DNA clamp loader activity.
GUGGUGAGCCCGGUAGCAGCCACGAUUUAACGACGGAGAAGAGAAAGCUCCCUUCCGCCUUUGUUUUCUUUCCUCGAAAAGAAAGAGGCUUUUUAUCCAGACAAACUCGUUUCAUUUUAAAUUUGUAUAUUAUUAAGAUCACUCUCACCUAGAAAAUGAAGGUGAAUCCGAUCAGCAGUUAUUUUGGUAAACCAUCCACGUCGACCUCUUCCCCACAAGCAACGUCCCCCAUCCAAGUUCCUUCUCGCCGUGUAAAGAAAAAGGUAAAGAAACCUGAACCACCCCCAGAAGAUGAGGAAAUGUCCGAUCAUGAGGAUCCACUCCCACGAAAAGAGAGAGAAAAAAAGAAAUCUGAGAAAAGGAAAGCUAGAGUUUUGAGCGAUUCUGACGAUGAGGAAGCUUUCGUAAAGAAGAAACCAGACAAAAAAGUUGACAAGAAAACCAUUGUUGUGCCAGAGAAAAAACCAGUGGUUGAGAAGAAAGUGGAAAGAAAAAAUGUGGAUCCGAAAGACUAUUUUAGUCAAGCAAAAGUUAAACAAGACAAAAUUGAGAAAAAGCCGGUCGUCGCCGAGAUCCCACCAGUUACCAAGAAAGAAAAGAGGGAUGACUCCGAACUUGACAAAAAAGUUGAUAAAUCUCCACAGAAAAAAUCAUCACGUUCAAGUUCCCCACAAAAAUCCCCCAUAAAAGAUGAACCCCCCAAGAAACAAUUGAAAGUGAGCACUCCUCCACCGGCACAACCUUCGUCAAGCAGUCGCCGCUCUUCUCCACAAAAAUCCCCCAUAAAAGAUGAACCCCCCAAGAAACAAUUGAAAGUGAGCUCUCCUCCUCCGGCAAAAUCUUCAUCAUCAAGCAGUCGCCGUUCUUCUCCGCGAAAAUCAUCGACUCGACCUCAAGUUUCCUCUGAUUCUGAUUCUGAACCAGAUUUUAAUCCCAAAAAGAAAUCAAAGCCAAGUACAUCACGAUCUUCGUCUAAAUCAAACUUAACCAUCACUAAGAAAUCUGAUAAAGAGAAAGAGAAGGAUCCUCCAGAAUCAAAGAAAACUCCUGCAAAGAAAACGUCCAAAAAAGAGAAGGAAGAGAAACCGCCCCCCACGGAGGAAGAGAAGAAAAAGAAAUCAUCUAACUAUGCAAAAUUUUUAGCUCAUCAGACAGCGAAGCCACGACAUCUUGGAGAAAAACGAAUUCCCAUCGGGACAAAGGAUUGUUUGGACGGUUUGACAUUAGUAGUUACAGGGGUAUUGGAUUCCUUGGAGCGAGAUUCUUGCAAGUCUUUGGUAGAAAAAUAUGGAGCCCGUCUAACUACAGGUGUUAGUAAGAAAACGACCCACUUGAUUGUUGGUGAUGAUCCGGGUGCAAGUAAAAUCGCGAAAGCAGAGCAACUUGGAAUUCCAAUGAUAAGCGAAGAUGGAUUAUUAGAAAUGAUUCGUAUUUCUAACCCUGAUGGGAAUAACAACGAUGAAGAAGUUAUUGAAAUGUUGGACUUGGGAGAUGCUGAAGAAUCACCACCUGUUCACACUCCUGAGAAGAACAAAUCACCUAAAGUAAAAGUAGAAGAAAAAGAAAAAUCCUCAAAAGACCGGCCCAAGAAACAUACAGAUAAAACUGAUCGUAGCGCCCCGCUGUCCCUACCGGCACUCCCUCCACCACCACCACCAAGUUUGAUGUGGGUUGAUAAGUAUAAACCAAAAACGAUGAAGCAAAUCGUUUCACAUGGAAAAGAAACGGGAAAUGCAACCAAAUUAGUUAGAUGGUUAAAUAACUGGUUUAAAUAUCAUGGAAAGGCCAAUGAUAAAGCGAAAACUAAUCCUCCAGGAUUUCGUGAUCCAGAAGGGAAAACGUACAAGUGUGCCUUACUCUCGGGUCCGCCGGGUAUUGGGAAAACCACCACAGCACAUUUAGCAUGCAAAGAAGUUGGCUAUGAUUUCUUCGAGCUGAAUGCAUCGGAUACGCGAAAUAAGAAAGGUCUUCACCAAACGGUGUCUGAUGCCCUGUCCUGUAAAACCAUGUACGGAGGGAUUAAUGACUUGACCAAGCAGCACGUUCUUAUCAUGGAUGAAGUGGAUGGGAUGAGUGGAAAUGAAGAUCGGGGUGGAAUCCAAGAAUUAAUUGGCUUGAUAAAAACUUCUCGUGUCCCAGUGAUAUGCAUUUGUAAUGAUCGGAAUCAUCCAAAAAUCCGCUCCCUUGCCAAUUACUGUUUUGAUCUCCGUUUUAACAAGCCAACUGUCCAAGAAUUGAAAGCAUUGGUGGCUACAAUAUCAUUUCGAGAAAAGUUAAAGAUUGAUCCUCAGCGAGUUAUCCAGCUCUGCAUUUCAACCGACAUGGACAUUCGACAAAUUAUCCACACGUUGGAAUUGUACAAAGAUACCAAUGCAGAAAACGUUUCUGCUCCGAAGAAAGAUUUAAGAUUCGGACCGUGGGACGUUUGUAGAAAAGUUUUCCUUAAACCAGAACAUGAAAUGAUGAACAUUCAUGAGAAAACUGGAUUGUUCUUUCAAGAUUAUUCCAUCGGAUCAUUAUUCAUUCAAGAAAAUUAUCUUAAAAUGAUUCCAGUCAAAGCAAAGCAAAAAUAUUCAGAAGCAAUUGAUCGACAUCGUCGAUUGGAAUUAAUUGCACGCAGCGCUGCUGCCAUCUCAUUAGGUGAUGUCGCGGAAACAAUGAUUCGGAAAACGAAUAAUUGGUCAUUAUUACCUGUUCAAGGGAUUUUUUCAAGCUAUAUACCUGGAGAGUUAAUGGAAUCGAAUUUGAGCGGUAACAUAGAAUUUCCAAGCUGGUUAGGAAAGAAUUCCAACAAAAACAAGCGUCAACGGUUACUCCAAUCACUGCACACUCAUGUCCAUCUUCAAGUCAGUGCUAGUUUGGAAGCGUUGAACAUGGAUUAUCUUCCUUAUCUUAGGAGAAAGAUUUGUACUAGAUUAGGCGGUGAUGAUGUUACUGCCGCUGCGGAAGUCAUGGAGACAUACAGUUUGCUCCGGGAUGACGUGGAAUCGUUGAAUGAUCUCUGUCACUGGCCAGGAAUGAAGAACCCCUUAGAACAUGUUGAUAGCAAGACAAAAGCUGCCUUCACGCGGAUGGUGAAUAAGGAAGUGUUGCCAUAUGCGAGUGAUAAGGGUGUCAAGAAAGGGAGAAAGGCUGCUACGGAUGUUGAAGGUUACGGCGAAGAAGAAGAGGAAGUGGGGAUCGUUUCUGAGGAGGAUGAAGAUGCUGAUAAAGUGGAGAAAGACGCCAUGAUCAAAAUGAAGAAAUCAGGAGGAAGAAAGAAAGCAGCAGUGUCGGAAAGUCCAGCUAAAUCGUCCAAUAAAAAGAAAGGAAGGAAAUAAUUAUUAUUUUGAAUUAAAUUCAGCAUUUAUUCGUAUUAUUGAAAAUUUGGAAUGUAUGUAUCAUUCAUUCUUGGACGGAAUAAGUAAAUAAUUCAUUGACAAAAAUAA